UUCGCAAUUGGGAGGUUCCGGUUAAAACUCUAUAAGGAAACGCGUGGGCAGCCUGUAUUGACCUCCCCAUGGAGUUGUGAGAGUAUAAACCAUACACGUUCCUAUUUUAAUCAGAGGACAAUGGCAGAAGUUUAAUAAAUGUGGAAUGCUGGUAAUGAUCUACACUUAAAAUGAUGUCCGUCCAAAAAGUAGUGUUGAAUUCAAGGCCUGGGAUUAGCGGAGAGCCAGUUCCUGAAAAUUUUCGCCUGGAAGAAUGCAGCUUUGUAGUCGACCUGAAACCUGGCGAAGUAUUGGUACGGACACUCUACCUGUCAGUGGAUCCAUACAUGCGAUGCCGAAUGAAUGAAGACACAGGGACAGACUACUUGUUACCAUGGCAACUUUCAGAAACUGUGGAUGGAGGAGGAAUUGGGGUUGUGGAAGACAGCAAGCAUGAGAACUUCACUCCUGAAGAUAUAGUAACUUCUUUUUUCUGGCCUUGGCAAAACCGAGCCAUUUUAGAUGGGAAGCUGCUGGAAAAGCUCAACCCCAAGCUAGUGGAUGGACAUCUCUCCUAUUUCCUUGGUGCGGUGGGAAUGCCAGGACUAACUGCACUACUUGGUGUAAGAGAGAAGGGUCAUGUGAGAGCGGGAACCAAUCAGACUGUGGUCGUUAGUGGUGCAGCUGGAGCUUGCGGUUCAUUGGCUGGCCAGAUAUGUAGAUUAGAAGGUUGUGCCAGAGUAAUUGGAAUUUGUGGCUCCAAUGAAAAGUGCAAAGUCCUGGUGGAUGAGCUUGGAUUUGACAGUGCUAUAAACUACAAGCUGGAGGAUGUCACCGCCAGGCUUCUGGAGUGCUGCCCUGCUGGGAUAGAUGUUUAUUUUGACAAUGUUGGUGGACCAAUCAGUGAUACUGUAAUAUCUCAGAUGAACAAAGACGGACAUGUGAUCCUGUGUGGACAGAUCUCUCAGUACAACAAGGAUGUUCCAUAUCCACCUCCACUGCCGGCCAGUACCCAGGAAGUGCUGCUCACCAGAAACAUAACCAGGGAGAGGUUUACUGUGCUGAAUUACAGAGAGAAACAUGCAGAAGGGACCGUGCAGUUGAGCUGCUGGGUCAGAGGAGGAAAGCUCAAGGUCCUGGAGACAGUGAUGAGUGGACUCGAGAACAUGGGAGGGGCUUUUCAUUCAAUGAUGAAAGGUGGGAACCUGGGGAAGCAAAUAGUCAAGAUAUCCGAGUAACUCGGCCGCCAUGUCGUGUCAAAACGACGUCUUCAGUAUCCGAGCUUGCGUUUGUAAAUUGCUUUAUCACUUGAGGUAUUAAACAGAGUCUGAGGAUGGCAGGAA
Messenger RNA from Erpetoichthys calabaricus (reedfish), 1322 nucleotides. RefSeq names its product prostaglandin reductase 2 (gene ptgr2). NCBI's taxonomy places the organism in Eukaryota, Metazoa, Chordata, Cladistia, Polypteriformes, Polypteridae. Gene Ontology annotation, molecular function: 15-oxoprostaglandin 13-reductase [NAD(P)+] activity. Gene Ontology annotation, biological process: prostaglandin metabolic process. The record is from RefSeq and is a predicted model, not a curated record. Bases 171 to 1217 code for a protein of 348 amino acids. The transcript is spliced from 9 exons.